AUCUGAGCACACACCGUUGCAAUUUGAAAAUGCAUAUGAUAUUGGCAUAGCAGUCUUUACCACGUUCAGCAUAUUUCUCACUGUUUCUAGCUUUCUUUCUGGAUUUGUGUAGUAACAUUUCCACCAUUGUUGGCAAGAGCACUUGAAUUGGACCUAUAGGAUAUAAAGCCAUCAAGUCCGUUGUUCGAAAAGAUAGCAAUUGAAGCAUUAACAGUUUCCUCUUGCAGAAGUUAGUCUGAGCAUCCCUUUAAGCAGUCCUGUGCAGAUAAUCAAGUCAUUAUUGGACCUUCAAAUCAGAAUCUUUUAUGAGCAUAUUGGCUGGUAGAAUGACUCGAGAUACUAUUGGAGGAAGCUUGCAAGAGGGUCUGCAAGAUGCAGCCUCAGUUGGAAAUACAAAUGGUUUCAAGAUUAAUGUAAAUAGUGUUCUUCAAAUUUCAUCAUCUCAAAGGGGACUUCUGAGCGAUGAAAGCCAUCAUAUAAGGAAACAAAAAAUGUUGACAUCUAUUGCCAAUAUCUUUAAACUACAGAGACUCACACUCACACCCCAUGCUAAUUCAGCUUCUCCAUCUGCUAAACUUAGGAAGAAGACUGAGGAAAGAUAUGAAUUCUCACAUUUUGUGCCUUCAUCCAUCAGGGAAAACUUGAGAAAACCUUUUAAUUGUUUUUUUGCCAAGAAGAUUGAUUGGCCAUCUCUAAGGAGAAGCUGCAAACAAUGGAUUAAGAAUCCUUUGAACAUGGCCAUUCUUCUAUGGAUAACUUGUGUUGCUGUUUCAGGAGCAAUUCUCUUUCUUGUCAUGACAGGAAUGUUAAACAAAAUCCUUACUAAGCAGUCACAAAGGAACUCAUGGUUUGAGGUCAACAAUCAAUUUCUCAAUGCUCUAUUUACUCUCAUGUGUCUAUACCAACAUCCAAAGCGGUUCCACCAUCUUGUGCUUCUUUGUAGGUGGAAGCCAAAAGACAUCAUAAUACUAAGAAAAUUAUACUGUAAGAAGGGCACUUGCAAGCCUCAUGAGUGGUUCCAUAUGAUGGUGGUAGUUGUGUUACUCCAUGUUAAUUGCUUUGCUCAGUAUGCACUUUGUGGCCUUAAUUGGGGUUUCAAUCGAUCUGAAAGACCUGUUGUUGGGGUUGGUAUAUGCAUCUCCAUUGCAAUUGCUGCUCCAGCACUUGCAGGAGUUUAUUGCAUUGCAAGCCCUUUAGGAAAAGAAUAUGAAACUGAAGAAGCAGCACAGAAUCAUAUUCCCACUAGUAACACAUUUGCUUCAAGAAAUGAUCAUAGUCUUGUUGAGUACACACCUCAAUGGAGAGGGGGACUAUUUGAUCUUUGGGACAAUCUUUCUGUGGCAUGUCUCACUCUCUUUUGUAGUUUUUGUGUCUUUGGAAGGAAUAUGGAAAGACAAAAUUUUGGUAACAAGUAUGUUCACAUUGCAACUUUCCUCCUCUUCUGUGUGGCUCCCUUUUGGAUCUUCAACAUGGCUACCAUCAAUAUUGAUGAUGAACCAGUGAGAUUAGUUCUGGGGUUAUUGGGUAUAUUUCUUUGUGUGUUUGGUUUACUCUAUGGUGGCUAUUGGAGGAUUCAAAUGAGGGAAAGAUUUAACUUGCCACCAAAUAAACUUUGUUGUGGAAAGCCAGCAGUGACAGAUUGCAUACAGUGGCUAUUUUGUUGCUGGUGUUCCCUUGCACAAGAAGUAAGAACUGCAGAAUCCUAUGACAUAGUUGAAGACAAAUUUUUCUGCAAAAAACAGACUCAAAGUUGUGUUCAGCUUGCACUGAACUCAUUGCCUCCUGAAGAUAAAGCUCCUCAAGUUACAUCAAUGUCCACUUCUUCAUUUUGGAGCAGUCAUAGUUUCAACAAGAUCUGGUCUGAAGAGUCAAAAGAUCAUUCAAGUCUCUCAGAAAUUGAGUUUUCAAGAGAAAGAAAACAAAAUGUUAUGGAAGUGCCUAUUCCUCUAACAAUUCAAAUUGAUGAUAAUGAUAUCAAAUGAACAUAAAGAGGAGAACUCUUGAUGAUAUAUAAGUCUUUUAGCAGUCAUGUAUGCAUUUCGAAAUAUACUUUUACAUUUGUAAUAUUUGAACAUCAAUUUUAGAAUCA
Molecule: messenger RNA, 2089 nt
Organism: Glycine soja
Lineage: Eukaryota; Viridiplantae; Streptophyta; Magnoliopsida; Fabales; Fabaceae
Exons: 3
Coding region: 306-1982 (558 amino acids)
Biological process (GO): sesquiterpene biosynthetic process
Molecular function (GO): cyclase activity
Source: RefSeq, a predicted model, not a curated record